AAGAAGAAGAAGAAGAAGAAGAAGAAGAGAGAGAGUGCUGUAUACCCAGCAGAUGUUCAUCAUGAUUUUUUUGUCAAGAUCUGUUUCGAUAACAAGAGGACGAAGUGUUUACCUCAGAACCGCCGACGUAUCUUGCACAUACUUCAGAUGAAGGUGCCUCACGCCCACGUAGGGAAUUAGUGACAUUAGUGUGCGCGCCCCCUUUGCAACGUCCCCUCGGCAUCCCCCAUAGCUGCAACCCCCUCCGCUUCUUUUACUGUACCUCUGUUCGUAUUCUCUUUCUUCCAUCUUACUCUCCUCAACACCUGUUUCAUAGUGCAACUGCUUUCAAGUUUUCCUCCAGUUACACCUGUGUAAUCAUUCACUCUCAAUUUCCCUUUCAGCACUGAUGGACCUCACAGGUCCCAGCGCUUGGCCUUUGACUUAAAUUCUAUACUCCAAUUUCAAGAUGCUCGCAAUCAUCAUCAUCACGACAAUACGACGACAGUUGACCUAUUACAAUCGGUUAAUAAAAAUGUCAAGAGGUAUCGUCGGAGCUGUUUAUUUACCUUGGCCCAUGAGAAGUAAUUCUAGUGUCUCUGUUGGGGAAUCAUUGUAUCCUCUACUUUUGACAGAUAAGAAAUCUUGAGAUGACAAUAAAAACCUCUGGGGGUUUGAUAAAACCCCAAAGCACUUAUAAAGGUUGGAUUUGGUGUGAACGUGUCAGAUUCUCACCAUGGACAGGACGCAGUUUCUCUUCAUCCUGCUGGGAAUGGGUCUUCCCACACUGGUCUUGGGAGAACAAGGAGGCUGUCCUGCACCUUUUGACAACAUUGGGGGACACUGCAUCUUUGUCGACAGCAUUAUUGCCGGAACCUGGUAUGAAAUGAGAGCACACUGCUUGAACAUGAGCUCGACCAUGGUGAACCUCGGUGAUGCUAAUUUGUUCCACGAUGUUGUGGCUUAUAUAAAUGCGAACGGCCUGACUAAUGCCAACUAUUGGAUAGGUGCUCGAGACGAGGGGCACGAGGCACAAUGGCUUUGGGAGGACGGCAGCAACGUGAAGAUGGGCACCCCCUACUGGGGGUAUGUGAAAAACAACUACCAGAUGCCCGAGGGGUCGACAGGUCAAAACUGUGCCCUCUUAGAUGCGUCGAAUUACUUCUACUUUAACGACGUGUCUUGCGACGCUGUCCGCAAUGUCAUUUGUCAGUUCGACUGAUUUGUCAGGUAAAGUUGUUCUUGCUCUGUCAGUUGUCGAGAUUCUCCAGAUCCGUCGACACCGACAGAAUAAAUGGCGCCAAAGAG
Molecule: messenger RNA, 1287 nt
Organism: Macrobrachium nipponense
Lineage: Eukaryota; Metazoa; Arthropoda; Malacostraca; Decapoda; Palaemonidae
Product: galactose-specific lectin nattectin-like
Exons: 4
Coding region: 716-1201 (161 amino acids)
Source: RefSeq, a predicted model, not a curated record